AUAGUUACACUCAUCCUUAUGUAAUUCGUUUUCUAACUUGAUCUUAUACGUUAAACUCGAAAAUAGGCAACAUGAACAUAUGGAUUGGCGAAAUCUUGUUUUUCCUGGUGUAUUUGACUUAUCUAAGUAAUGCUAAACCAAAUAAGAACGAAUGGCGUUUUAAAGUAAAAUUGCCGAUGGACAUUUUAGCGACACAGGAGAGUUUGGAUGAAAUGAAAACAGACAUCGAUAAUAAACUGGAUGAACUGAAAGCAGCUGUUAAUACGCGUUGUACAGCAGUCGAGGUGUGGUCUGAAUGGGGAGCGUGUAAUAAAACAUGUGGCGCUGGUGGAGUUAGGAGCAGAACUUCAGACUCUGGCGAACAGCAAUACGAAAAAUGCACACUUCCGGACUGUAGCAAAGAACUAGAUUUGGGAGAGGCAUGUCUACCCGGGUAUAGCUGUAGCGACCCCAAUGCUGAAUGCAAAGAUGUUGGAGACGGAGUAAAAUGUGCAUGCAAAGCGUCAUUCAUUCAGAAACGAUUCCAUAACGUACUAGCAUGCACAGAAGCUACAACACAAACCACAUCCGUCAUUGUAUUAGGAGGUGGUAUAGCUGGCGUUAUGGCUGCAAAGACCCUCUACGAAGCGGGUGUUACAGAUAUUAUCCUAGUAGAAGCUCAGUCACAGCUAGGGGGUAGGAUAUCUCACAUUGAUUGGAACGGUUAUACCAUAGAAAAGGGCGCGUCUUGGAUACAAGGCUUGGAUGGAAAUCCGAUUUGGGAUCUUGUUCAGAAGUUUGAUUUAAGUGGAAUGAAUUCACACCAUUCAGACAAAACUGUACGAGAUGCAAAUGGAAAUGAUGUCACUGAAGAAGUUGAUCUUUCAUACACACGCCUGGAGGCUGCACAGGAAUUUGAAGAUGAACUGGCUAUAAAGAAACUUCAAAGCAACAGCAAUGAUAUCAGUAAAAUGGUAGCACUUCGACUGGGUGGUUGGACAGCAAAAUCAAAUUUUGAUUACGCUAUAGAAUAUUUAAAAUACGAUUUCGAAUAUGCAGAAAAUAUCGACACACUUUCCCUUAAAUACGGCGUAUUAUUCAGUUAUUGGGACUUCGAGGAUGGUGACUUUCGAGUUAUUGAUCCCCGAGGUUACCGCCAUUUAGUUCAAGCCACGGCUGCUGAUUUUCUUAACGAAACAAAUACCAUGCUUAAUGAAACUGUGUCCAAAGUUGAGACAUUGAAAAACCGGGUUAGGAUCACACUUGACUCUGGAGUAAAAAUUGAAGCGGCGUAUGCAAUUAUGACAUUUAGCCUCGGAGUUCUCCAGAAUGAGAAAGUAACAUUCGAACCACCAUUUUCAUAUGAAAAGAAAGAAGCCAUUAAUGCUUUCAAAAUGUCUCACUUCACAAGAAUUGUCAUGAAAUUCCCCUAUGCGUUUUGGGAUGAAACGGAGUACGUAAUCUAUGCUGCAAAAAGACCAGGAUAUUACGUAAUCUGGGAAAACCUAAACCAUUCCAGAAUACAUCCAGGUUCGAACAUUCUUAUGUCCACCCUUACUGGGGAUGAGGCAAAACGUAUUGCUUCCCUGACAGAGGCAGAAAUCGUGGCUGAAAACAUGGGCGUUCUACGGUCGAUGUAUGGCGCGAAUAUUCCAGACCCAAUAUCCGUAUUGGUCAAUACGUGGUUAGACAAUCCUCUUACGAUGGGUUCCUAUAGCAACUGGCCAAUAGGAUUUGACGAAGACGAUCAUGAUGUUAUGACGGCACCGAUUGGAAAUUUGCAUUUCGCUGGAGAGCAUACAAACGCACGUUACUAUGGUUACACACAUGGUGCAUAUAUGUCUGGGGUAGAUGCUGCAACUAACGUCGUUGAUUGUGUGAAAUUCGGUUGUUGAUGUUUUUAAAAGAUGUAUAAAAAUGGGAAAUAAAG
This is a messenger RNA of Owenia fusiformis, 1909 nucleotides long. The record is from the annotation of a GenBank genome assembly. Lineage: Eukaryota; Metazoa; Annelida; Polychaeta; Sabellida; Oweniidae.